AUGGAUAUGCCGUCUCAGUUCGAAGCAGGACAAGAGGAUGGAGACCGGUUCCGGAGCCUCACCGAUCUAAAGUGGGGGAAAUUCGAGUCGCUGGGAUUUGGCGGAUUGGGUCAAGAGAAGCUAACGGAACAGAGUGCGAAACGACCAGUGCUCAGCUGGAAUGACCCCUCACCUAUAGGAUUCACAAGAUCAGAUAUAACGCCUCUCAGCGUGACACUGCAGUUCCCGCCCCCAAUGUCAACCACGAUCUCCUCUUAUCAGCCGGCUGAAUACGCCAAGAAGCUGAAAAUGGCCGCAAAGCAUAUACUGGUGUUUGGAUGGGAUACAGAACCUGUUAUCGAGUUUCAGCCAGACGCCGUACUUCUGUUCGACGAAUUUGUUCCCCUCGAAUAUCGGCAGCAGAUAAGCUCCUCGUCUUCUGGGUCGAGCCAACUUCCUCCUGCUGAAUAUAGCAGUGUGGAUUUUGAGACGCGUCUGGCGAGUCUCGAUGGGGAAGACGUGUACGAGGACUACCCACCCAUUGACGGCAUGCCGAAGAAACGCGAGGACAGGGGAGAGGAUGUUGAUCCCGUUAGCCUCGAAGUGCAGAAGGUGCUUAAGGGUGUGAGGAAGAUGAGCCAGAGCCCGGAGAGCCAGCGAACGGAGAAAGUCCCUGUAGGGGAUGAAGAGGAGGAAUCUAUUGGAUUCGAGAGGGUUCCCUCGAGGCUGGGAAUGAACGACUAUGUCGAUGAUCCUCGACAUCCACAGUACUACGACGAUUCGCUGGAUUACGAUGCAGAUGGCCCUUCGAUGACUGAACAGUUGAUCCAGUCACUCCAUUAUGAUCAACAUGAGUUCGAGGACGAUGAACCGGAGCCGGUGGUGGAGGUUGAGGAGGAGAAAGAGGAAUUACCGCCCCGACCUUGCAUCUUAAUGGCGAUGGCUACUUCUCCAAGGGCAUUGCCUACUCCCAUGGUCAUGCUGAAGAUUGUUAUGACACUGGCUCAGAAGGAGGCAGAGGAGGAGGAGGAAGUACUGCCACCACCACAUGUACCUCUGAUUGGUGAAGAUCAGGGCCACAUGAGUCUGGGGCAGUAUGUGCAUGGUGCCCUAGUGCAUAAUGUAUUGGAGGAAGAAGAGGAAGAGUAG
Messenger RNA from Desarmillaria tabescens, 1128 nucleotides. RefSeq lists its product as uncharacterized. The transcript has 7 exons. Bases 1 to 1128 code for a protein of 375 amino acids. The record is from RefSeq and is a predicted model, not a curated record. Lineage: Eukaryota; Fungi; Basidiomycota; Agaricomycetes; Agaricales; Physalacriaceae.